AUGAUUUUAGAUGACCGCGACGUGGUUUCGAACCGCGGAAACAACCUCAUCGGCGGUUUCAGAUCAAAAAUUCGCAUAAACCUCGCGGAUAUUGCAGUUUUUGGAAUUUUUACCUCUGCAGUUUGCAGAUUCCAAAGUUCAAACUCAAAUCGAGGCAAACAACCAGUAAACUUUACUGCAGGCAGUAAGUAUAUUAGCAUUCAGAAAGCUUUGGUUGGAAGAGGUCAUGACUUGAGACAUUAUAUGAUAACAAGAUGGGUUUCCCAGUUUGAAAUGCUGCAAUCACUGAAAAAAGCGUUCUCUGAGUUGAACAACUUGCCGCAAAACAGCCAAAACAGAAGUAGUCUCUGCUUGUUGGAAACCUCUUUUGUUGGGCCAUCUCAUUUAAGUCCUUGA
This is a messenger RNA of Helobdella robusta, 396 nucleotides long. RefSeq lists its product as hypothetical. The transcript is spliced from 3 exons. Lineage: Eukaryota; Metazoa; Annelida; Clitellata; Rhynchobdellida; Glossiphoniidae. The record is from RefSeq and is a predicted model, not a curated record. The coding region runs from base 1 to 396 and encodes 131 amino acids.